Halichondria panicea is the source of this 1225-nucleotide messenger RNA. Its product is annotated as mucin-2-like. Lineage: Eukaryota; Metazoa; Porifera; Demospongiae; Suberitida; Halichondriidae. Bases 56 to 1225 code for a protein of 389 amino acids. Gene Ontology annotation, molecular function: protein binding. The record is from RefSeq and is a predicted model, not a curated record. The transcript is spliced from 6 exons.
CUUAAUUGUUGUUGUUGUACCAGCUAGUUAUAUAUAUAUAUAUAUAGCUCCUGUAAUGCAAGUACAGGCAGUUAUUAUCAGCAUCCAGCUGUUUAGUCUUGCUGCAGCCACACUGAUAUCCACUCCCCCUGUGGUCUGUCCUGAUGACACUGUCACCUUCACUUGCACUCUGCCUGGUAGUCUCAUACGAUGGACAGUGACUCCUCCACAAGGCCAAAUGUUCCUCAUCACUUUGAGUACCAGUAACACUGAGGACACACAAGGUAAUCCAGCAUUCCGUGGUGUUCUCACUGACUCCAGUGGAGGAAUGCUCACUGCCACUCUCACCUCACUGUCUGAGACCUCCAUUGUAGAAGGUACUAUGGUGUUGUGUGAGGGAGCAAGCUCACAAGAGGGUCCUCUUACUAUCACUGUGGCUGAUCCACCCAGCCCUCCACUGAACCCAAGAGUGUCCUCCACUCAAAACCAACCCAGCUCCUCCAUUAUCACUCUGGAGUGGGACCCUCCCUCUUCUACUGGUGGUGUGUCUGUCAUGUAUGUCCUCACCAUCUCCCCAACACCUCUCUCUGAGUCACCAGUCACCGUGGAGACAACCUCUGCACAGAUCACUGUCCUAUACAGCAUUCCUUACAAUGUAACCACCAGAGCUGUCAACUGUGCUGGAAUGAGUCAAGAAGGUCUAAUUGUGGAUCUUAUUUUGUGCCCCACACCGUCUACUGCUGCUGGUGUGACCAUGACCAACACACCUCCGGUCACUAUUGGUGGAUCCAUGCUCACCUUCACUUGCAGUGGAGACAGUGAAGUGAUAACCUCAACCUGUGGCAAUAACGGGUGGUCUCCUGACCCUGGGACCUUCGACUGUGGCACCCCAGUUACAGGUAUCAUACAUGGCUGCACCAUCCAGAGGCAGUGUGGACAUCCCUUCUCACUGGGUUCAGAGGUCACCUUCCACUGUGAUGAGGGACUGUUCCCCCCUAAUGUGAGGACCAGUACAUGCACUGAUGUGGGGGGUAGAGGAGAGUGGGUGGAGAAUCCUGAGAGCUUGGUGUGCAGGGAGAAGCCAGUCAACUGCACUGUACCUGCUGAGCCGUGCAACGGUGCUAUAGUGGACUAUGAGAGUUUGAAUGAGACAGUGUCGGAGGGAACAGUGCUGACUUACCGGUGUGACAAUGGAUUCUCACUGACUGGACCCAACACCAUCGCUUGCACUAAUGCUAGAAUCUGA